Messenger RNA from Linum trigynum, 1164 nucleotides. Lineage: Eukaryota; Viridiplantae; Streptophyta; Magnoliopsida; Malpighiales; Linaceae. The record is from the annotation of a GenBank genome assembly.
AUGGCUCUGCUUCAGUCCCCUUCUCUUUGCUUUGGCGGUGCGGCUCUCAAUUCCCGCCAUAGUUCUGCCAGUUUCAGACCUGGAAAUCUUAAACCUUCGCCCUUAUCUUCUCCUCCUCGAGCCUCCUCUCCUCGCUUGAGUUCCCGAUGUAAAGCGGCUCCUGCAGUUGGUGGUGGGUCGUCUGAGGCAGAUGGCUCCUCCCUCGUGGUUUGCUUUGGGGAAAUGCUAAUAGAUUUUGUACCCACAAUCAAUGGCCUUUCGCUGGCCGACGCACCAGCCUUCAAGAAGGCCCCAGGCGGCGCUCCUGCUAAUGUUGCUGUUGGAAUUGCACGUCUUGGUGGCACAUCAGCGUUUGUUGGGAAGGUCGGGGAAGAUGAAUUUGGAUAUAUGCUUGCGGAGAUAUUGAAGGAGAAUAAUGUCAACAAUCAAGGGUUGCGCUUUGAUCCUGGUGCAAGAACUGCUCUGGCGUUUGUUACAUUAAGGAGUGAUGGAGAACGUGAAUUCAUGUUUUACCGAAAUCCUAGUGCCGAUAUGUUGCUUCAAGAAGAUGAACUUGAUCUUGAAUUGAUUAAGAAGGCAAAGAUCUUUCACUAUGGCUCUAUAAGUCUCAUAACAGAGCCAUGCAAAUCAGCUCAUAUUGCAGCAGCAAAGGCCGCAAAGGAAGCUGGUGUUGUUCUUUCAUAUGAUCCCAAUCUGCGGCUUCCUCUGUGGUCUUCUGCAGAGAGUGCUAGAGAAGGCAUCCUUAGCAUUUGGAAUUUGGCCGACAUCAUCAAGAUAAGCGAAGAAGAGAUAUCCUUCUUAACGCAAGGAGAAGAUCCAUAUGAUGAUGCUGUUGUCCGCAAGUUAUACCAUCCGAAUCUCAAGUUGCUACUUGUGACUGAGGGCCCAGAUGGUUGCAGGUAUUACACCAAGGAAUUCAGCGGCAGAGUGAAGGGCUUAAAGGUGGAUGCUAUUGACACAACCGGUGCCGGAGAUGCUUUUGUGGCUGGAGUACUGUCUCAACUAGCACGGGAUUUAUCUUUGCUUCAGAACGAGGAGAAGUUGCGAGACGCUCUCAAGUUUGCCAAUGCUUGUGGUGCAUUGACUGUGAUGGAAAGAGGUGCAAUCCCUGCAUUGCCAACCAGCGAAGCUGUAGCGAAUGCAGUCCUUAAGAUCGUGGCGUGA